AUGGUCAUCCCCAACUCCUCACCCCAAUCCAAAGUUCCUUUGGAACGGGAUGAGCACGGAAAUCCGCGGUUUCAUGGCUGCUCAAAUAUUCGAGAGUUCGAAUUUCUAGGGAAGCUUGGAGAGGGUACAUUCGGCGAGGUGUACAAGGCCCGCUCCAAACGGUCGGGUGCCAUAGUUGCAUUGAAAAAGAUACUAAUGCAUAAUGAGAAGGAUGGGUUUCCUAUAACAGCCUUGCGGGAAAUAAAACUUCUCAAGAUGCUUUCGCAUCCGAAUGUUCUACAACUUCAGGAAAUGGCGGUUGAGCGUCCUCGAGGAGAAGGAAGGAAAAAACCUAGCAUGUACAUGGUCACUCCAUACAUGGACCAUGAUCUUUCAGGCCUUCUAGAAAACCCUAGCGUUCACUUUACCGAACCCCAGAUCAAGUGUUAUAUGCUGCAACUCUUAGAGGGUCUACGGUAUUUACAUGAGAAUAAAAUAUUACAUCGUGACAUGAAAGCUGCGAACCUUCUAAUCAAUAAUAAAGGCAUCCUUCAAAUUGCAGACUUCGGUCUAGCUCGACCAUAUGACGAAUCGCCACCCAAACCUGGCAAAGGAGGCGGUGAAGCAGUGAGAGAGUAUACAACGUUAGUUGUUACUCGAUGGUACAGGCCGCCAGAACUCCUACUUCACCUUCGGAAAUAUACUACCGCAAUCGACAUGUGGGGUGUCGGCUGUGUGUUCGGCGAAAUGUUCAAAGGAAAGCCAAUUCUCGCUGGCAGCAGUGAUAUAAACCAGGCUCAUCUCAUAUUCAGCCUUGUUGGCACCCCGACGGAAGAAAACAUGCCAGGAUGGAGUUCAUUACCGGGUUGCGAUGUUGUGAAGAAUUUCGGGAGUAUGCAAGGCAACCUUGCCACUGUUUUUAAAGAGCAAGGAGCAGGAGUUAUAUCUCUCCUCAGUGAGCUCCUUAAACUGGAUUGGCGCAAAAGGAUCAAUGCAAUUGACGCUCUUCAACAUCCAUACUUUCGCAGUCCCCCAUUCCCCGCGCGACCUGGCGAUUUGCCGAAAUUUGAAGAUUCGCAUGAGCUUGAUAGACGGAAAUUCCGCGGCCAGAAAGCCGCUUUACCCCCUGCCCCUGCAGGGGGUUCAGUAGGCAUGGGUCCAAACGGCGAAUGGACCUCUGGAUCAGGAUUGAGGCAAAACUCCGACCAGAAAUUGAGCCGAAUUCCGAAUGUAGCUCGUGGCCCUCCAACAAAUGGAGCUUCCGUAGCCCCUCGGCGACAGUUCGACAACCGCGUCCCGGACGUCGCACAGCCGCAGAGAAAACUGGCCUCUGAUGAACCACGCGGACAUCUUCCGGCUUGGCAACGAGAUUCCACGCUGCCCCCUAAACCACCCGUAUCUUCCUACCAUCCAUGGACGGCCGGCCAGGCGUGGCGAGGAGACAGUCGUCUCGAACCCAGACGAGAUGGCCCACCACCUCGCAGGGAGAGUGGUCUGGAUUCAUACAUCCCAAACUAUGAUGGGCCAGCUGACCGCUUCAAAGGCCGGGACGAUGGUAGACGAGAUACUGCAGAGCUACGGGAUUAUGAUCGGGAUCGUUCGAGAAGACGAAGUCGAAGCCCAGAACCCAGACAUAGAACUCGAUCUCGGGAAAGCAAUUCCUACUAUGAUCUUCACCGGCGGUGAUCACUUUAGUCGCCGCUUACUAAAACCCGCAGUAUUUCAUAUGGAGAAGUCUCAAAUAUCAAUACUAUUUGAGCUCCCACCUUCCGCUUACUUUUAUCAUUUAAUCAAAUUUAGCUUGAGGCAUGCUUAACCAAGUUUACUUUAAUGAAAUAUGCCAUGGAAAAUGUCCGCUUCGGUUUUAACCUGGCAGCAUGGACGGGUUGUUUGGUGGCGUCGCUCUCUGCGUAUUGGUGUUUUUGGCCCUCGAAUGAAAAGACGCAGUGUAUUUUAAAAUAGCACUUCACACGAAUAGAGGUGAUGUUGUCAUGUUACCCCCCAUCUUUAAGUAGUUAAUGACGUGGAUAAACAAGUACACGUGUAUUACUUCCAUCAGACAAACGAUCC
Histoplasma capsulatum G186AR is the source of this 2049-nucleotide messenger RNA. Its product is annotated as serine/threonine-protein kinase bur-1. The coding region runs from base 1 to 1665 and encodes 554 amino acids. The transcript has 8 exons. The record is from RefSeq and is a predicted model, not a curated record. Gene Ontology annotation, molecular function: cyclin-dependent protein serine/threonine kinase activity; ATP binding. Gene Ontology annotation, cellular component: nucleus. NCBI's taxonomy places the organism in Eukaryota, Fungi, Ascomycota, Eurotiomycetes, Onygenales, Ajellomycetaceae. Gene Ontology annotation, biological process: protein phosphorylation.